CAUGACAGAUCAAUCUAACAAUACAGAUACAUAUUUAUCUGCCAAUCACGAAAAGGCAACUAGCGUGCAAGAAAGAAUUGUGUUUUUUUCCAAAAUAGAUGAAAACCAGACCGCAAAUGCAGAAAAGUCUGCAACAAAAGUGGAAACUAGUGCUAAAGAAUUACAAAAUAGACAGAUUGUAGAAAACGUUGAAAUUGAAAAGAUUAAAGAAAGCAAAGAAACUAACAAUCAUCAUCUUGUUAUUGAGGGAGCUCAAUUAUUUUACAUAGCACCUACAGGAGUAGUUUCUGCACCAUCGUAUCCUUCCCAAUUAACAAUUUCUCCAAUUGCAAUUGACGCAAAUAAUGAAAAUUCAUUGCCCGCUGUCGAAUUGAAAUUAGGCUCCUGGUCUUAUGCGCUGGUACCUGAUAUAUCUCCCGUUUUUAAAUCAGAUUAUGGCUCAUUUAUAUUCCCCAAUGAGGAAAUGGGACUAGAACAUUCAGUUGGUGUUAUUCUCCCCCAAACAACAUCUGAAUACGAUAAACAGAGUUUUGAGAAUAUAAUACAAGAAUAUUCUAUGCUAAAAAUUUCAGGAGAAUAUGGAAGAGACGAAGAGAAAACCAAAAGCGAAAUAGUAACUUUACUGACAGCUGCGGGUUGGAUUGCCACAGGUGUUUUUAACGGCGUCUCCAAAUUAGGAGGAGCAGGCUUAAGGGAUAGGCUAACCCCAAGCGCAGAGGAGGUAAAUGUUAAGCCAGAGGUGCAGAAUAGCUUACAAAUCGUACGGCAGUGCAGUGAAGUAGCAGCAAAUAUUUCAUCUUCAGUCGUUAAUUACUUAAGCGGUGCUGUAAUUAAGGGAGCUACUUUCGCCGGCCCGCACUUACGAAAAGGAACGGAAAAAGUUCUUCCAGAUAGUUGGACUAAGGUCAAAGAUACGAAAAAUAGAUCAAGAUUAGAUAAUGCCAUACUAAUUGGUUCCGGAGGUUUCAAGGGCAUGUUUAAAGUUUUCGUUAGUCUUGAGAAUGCUGCCGCAGUUUUGGCUAAAAGUUUAGCCGAGGAAUCAAUAAAAACCAUGAGACAUAAAUAUGGAGAACAGAGUGGGAUGGCCACUGAAAAUGUUCUAUGCAGCGCUAUGAAUAUAGGAAUGGUUGGCGAAAUGGUUGAGAACUGA
This is a messenger RNA of Dimorphilus gyrociliatus, 1150 nucleotides long. The record is from the annotation of a GenBank genome assembly. NCBI's taxonomy places the organism in Eukaryota, Metazoa, Annelida, Polychaeta, Dinophilidae.